AUGGUGAAUACCGCCCCGAAGGGUAAAAAAACAAAAACAUUAGAAGUUAUCUUACAAGAGAUAAAUAAAAGACAUGUGCGGAUAAAAAACCUCGAGAAAAAAAACAAUAAUCUCGUACUGUACACAGUACUUAAAGAGCUUUUGAAGCAGAUGCGAAAAUGUGACAGCUUAUUUGACAGCAUGAAACCGAAGUUAGAGUAUUUGGGCAGCUACUUUGACGGAUUGCGAGUAGGCCAACCAACUGAAUACGACCUUAACGUUAUACUUACACUACAUUUAGAUUAUAAUAAAAUAAUCUUAGAGUCUCAAAAGAAUGCCUACGUAAGUAUAAGAAUGCCCGAGGAGUUUCGUAGAUUGUCCAAAAUGCCUGCCACUGCCAUGAAAGGUUUUAAAAAAACCGAAUUUUGGUGCGAUCCAUCUUUUCGUCUAUCUGUUACAAGUUUCCGUUCGUGGGCUCAGAGCGUUGUUGAUGUUACAUUGAAUAAACUACCAGUGCAUGACGGUAAAAGAAUAUUGCAAUUAAAGGGCGAGACAUAUAAAAUACUCUACAAAAUAUCAGGUCCUGCGAAUACCAUUACAAUUUAUAUUGAUGACGACUACGUGAUUGACGUUGAUUUAGUGCCAACUUUACAAUUCGAGUUGCCAAAAAAACCAACUUCCUCAAAAAUUGAUUUCAAAAAAGUAGAGAACACAAAUGUUUCAUAUUACUUUGCUGUUCCUAAACCAAAUGAUGACGAAUUUAGUUGGAGACUGGCAUUCCCUUACCAAGAACGGUUCUAUAUGAAGACGAGGAAUAAUUGUAAAAGUGCGUUAAAACUCAUAAAAUUGUUCCGUGAUAUUCAAGGUUUUGAAAAACUAGCUAGCUAUUUUAUAAAAACAUUAUUUCUGUGGGUAAUAGUAGAAAACGAUGAAGACUUUUGGAAAGAAAAAUCACUAGCAUACUUAGUUCUUUAUAUGCUAGGAAAAUUGAGAAACUCUUUAGCUGUAGCUACAAUUAAAAAUUUUUGGUGUCCUGAACACAAUUUACUUGAAAAAAUUAAUCAGCAAACCUGUCUAAAUUGGUCUAAUAGAAUAUCUAACAUAAUUAAAGAUAUAGAAAGACAAAAGGUAAAAAAUCCAUAUGUAGUGUUAAAGUACUUUACAAAGCAAGGAAAUAAAGGAGGUCAUAAUGGUUUCGAACCCAAGGUGUAA
Molecule: messenger RNA, 1191 nt
Organism: Arctia plantaginis
Lineage: Eukaryota; Metazoa; Arthropoda; Insecta; Lepidoptera; Erebidae
Source: the annotation of a GenBank genome assembly